AUGUCACCUCAACAACCAAGUCCUUCGGACAACGCCCAACCAUCCAACCCCUUCAGCCCCGCGACGAUGGCCAGCCCAGAAACACCACUGGCACAUUUCCCCAACCCUGCCCAAGCAAGACUUCCUCCCAAUGCCCGUGUUCGAACAGUCCGAUCACACAGUCUCCCCUGGAGCCCGAAUAUCGCCCAGCGGUUGCCAACCUACUUCAUGAUGCCUGCCCUCCCUUUCCGUUCUCAACCACUUCCAACACCAGCAGACACCAACACCAGGAAAACCGUGAUGACAUACGAAGAGUCCGACUGCGAGUCGGACCCCAGCGGUGACGAGUCACCCGAGGAGCCCAAAUCCCCCUUCUCAAGUUCACGCUCCCGUCAGAGUCGCGUCUCCUUCCUUCGAAGGCCUUCAACAACAUCCAAUCCUACCCCUACCCCUAUCCUCUCCCCUCCGAGUCCCCCAAGAGACAUUGAGGAAGCAGCCGCCGACAAUGCACGCACGCCCACACACGCAUCCAAUGCCCCAGUCAACAACAACAACAACAACAACAACAACAACAACAACAACAACACACGCAGUCUCUCCUCACCCUCACCACAACAAGUCCCAAACCUGAACGAGGAAAAACCUCCGGCGAAUCCCACCGACGUCUUUCUUGCUCAUAACCUCUCGCCCUUGCCUCUCCCCCCAAAAAAAGGCACUCGCUUCUACCGCCACCUGCGGCAUACCUUCCUCUCGAUCUACUGCCGCCUCUUCUGCCUCGUCUUCCUCGCCAACACCAUUGCCCUCAUCACUCUUCUGGAGCGACACACCAGUGGUAGUAGGACAGAAAAGUCACAAGGACUGACUUACCACGGCGCCAUCACCGCCACGACAAGCAACCUCCUGGCAGCGGUGCUCAUCCGCAACGAGCAUGUUGUUAACACGCUGUUUUGGACGUUGGGCACGGCAACGAAGUAUGCCCCCUUACGGGUAAGGUCGCUUGCGGCGAGGGUGUACACAUACGGCGGGGUUCAUUCGGGCGGGGCGGUCGCUGCGGUGGGAUGGUAUGUUUCCUUUCUGGUGUUGCUGACGAGGGAGCUUACGUCGCGGCAAGAGGUGACGGUUGUCCGGAGCUGGGUGUACUUUGUGGCGUAUGCCAUCCUCGCGGUGUUGGUGAGUAUUCUGUGCACAGCGCACCCCAAGUUUAGGAGGGUCAUGCAUGAUUGGUUUGAGGUAAUUCACCGGUUUGGAGGGUGGCUUUGUAUUAUUCUUUUCUGGGUGUUGCUCGUGCUACUGGCGGCAGAAAACCGCAGUCCUGACGGGGCCACGAUCGGAAAAACGUUGGUCAGGGAGCCGAACCUGUGGAUGUUGGUUACUAUCACGGGGCUGGUGGUGUAUCCGUGGACGAGGUUGAGGAAGAGGGAGGUGCAGGCGGAGGUGCUCUCGCCGCAUUGUGUCAAGCUGACGUUUCGGUAUCGGAACGUGCAGUUCGGCCAGGCCGUGAAGCUCACGGAUCGGCCGUUUAAGGAGACGCACGCGUUUGGGGUGAUUCCGCUGCCGACGGCGAGCAACGUUCCCCAGGUUAGGACGGAGAUGAUGAUGAUGAUGAUGAAGGGUCGUUGCUCAGGCUGCUGUUCUUCUCCUUCUCCUUCUUCACCGUCCCCCUCUCCCUCUCCUCCCUCUCAAGACAAGCCCCAAACCAGGGGAAAGGCCGAAGAAAAAGGCUUCUCCGUCAUCGUCUCCAAAGCAGGCGACUGGACCUCCUCCCUCAUUGCCCAUCCCCCGUCGAAAAUCUACACACGCGGCGUGCCACAAUUCGGAGUCCUCCGCAUUGCCGCUCUCUUCCGUCCUGUGCUCCUCGUCGCAACCGGCUCCGGCAUAGCCCCUAUCCUUUCCCUCCUCAUCCAAGUCCCACAUCACCCCGUGCGCAUCGUGUGGUCUACGCACGACCCAGAGGCGACGUACGGGCGCGAUAUUUGCGACGUGGUGUACCGGUCGGAUCUACACGCCGUCGUGGUUGAUACGAGUCGAGUGAAAAGGCCGGAUUUGGUCAAGUUGUGCUAUCGAGUGUGGGAGCAAGAGGGAUGCGAGGCGGUGGUGGUGAUUUCGAAUCAGAGAGUGACGAGGAAGGUAGUAUAUGGCUUGGAGAGCAGGGGAGUUAGGGCGUUUGGGCCGAUUUUUGAUUCGUAA
This is a messenger RNA of Thermochaetoides thermophila DSM 1495, 2166 nucleotides long. RefSeq lists its product as uncharacterized. The record is from RefSeq and is a predicted model, not a curated record. The coding region runs from base 1 to 2166 and encodes 721 amino acids. The transcript has a single exon. NCBI's taxonomy places the organism in Eukaryota, Fungi, Ascomycota, Sordariomycetes, Sordariales, Chaetomiaceae.